This is a messenger RNA of Microthlaspi erraticum, 1089 nucleotides long. The record is from the annotation of a GenBank genome assembly. NCBI's taxonomy places the organism in Eukaryota, Viridiplantae, Streptophyta, Magnoliopsida, Brassicales, Brassicaceae.
AUGGCCACGAAGGAUCCAUUAUACACUCGCAAGCAAGUGGAAUGUCCAAUCUGUUUAGAAAUCAUUCGCAAGAGUGCUGUUACAAAAUGCGGGCACCGUUUUUGCCAAGAAUGCAUCGAAAAAUCCAUGCGUCUUGGAAACCAUUAUUGUCCUACUUGUCGUGCCCACCAUCCUAGUCGUCGCUCACUCAAAGCUGAUGAAAAAUUUGAUAACAUUAUUGCAAAUCUGUAUCCGGAUAUUAUUAACCAGUACGAAGACGAGGAGUUAGAGCUCAAUGAAACAGAACAGAUUCGUAACGAACAGGUCAAAGCCACUAUACCCCAAACAGUUAAGCAACAAUCUGAAGCAAGUAGCAGCAAACGGGUAACAACUGUGGAAACGCAAAGAGAAGAGGAAACCAUCGUUGGACGCAUUUCUUUGAAAGGAACAAGAAAAGAUGGAGGACAAGAGUCUAGUGAAGUCAGACCACUAACUUCUCCUAUAGUCAGAACCAAGAAUCCGAUAAAAAGAAGAAAAAGAGUUGAACUAGUAAGCUUAUCUAAACUUUAUGAUACUCCUAUCAACGUCCAAGCUACUCCUUUAAAAACCAUAGAAGAGGUACAAAUAUGCGUCUCGAGCGAGAAUGAAGAGACAGAUUCAUCUUCUGGUGAUGACUGGUGUCCUUUAAGAUGGAAGAAGAGAGCCACAGGAGCUAGUGCAUCUGAUAAUCAGAUUAUCAUCCAAGACUUGCAAAGUAGGCCUAACGUUCAAACACCUGCCUUGUCCAGCAAGGAUAAAGGCAAAGCUCCUUGUUUUGCUGAAGUUAAUUUACCACCCAAGCCUUGUGAAACUAAAAGCGUAGAUGAUAGUGAUGCAAAUGGUUUUAAAGAAAUCAAAGUGGAAUUCUUAAGGACCAACGAAACGGCUUUGGGGCUACCGGAGAGUCUAGAAUGGGGAAGAAGCAGCAUGCGUAGUAGUAAUAUGCGCAAAAAGAAUGCAAGGAGAAACCGCAUUGAACGGUUGGUGAAUUAUCUUCAGAAUCACAAAACCACUCAAGAUGAGAUGGGAUAUCCAAAUCUCGCAUGGUUCAGUGGAUAUGGAAAAGGUUAA